Molecule: messenger RNA, 13218 nt
Organism: Mytilus californianus (California mussel)
Lineage: Eukaryota; Metazoa; Mollusca; Bivalvia; Mytilida; Mytilidae
Exons: 11
Coding region: 440-8980 (2846 amino acids)
Source: RefSeq, a predicted model, not a curated record
GGACGAUUCCAAAGCCUACCUGUAUUCUAUUCAUUUAGUAAUUGUUAAACUGUGGUUUAAUGGCUCCAAUUCUUUGAUCAUUUCAGAAGGUGUUCAUAGGUUGUAGUUCAGGGAUUAGUUCUAACCUGACCAGAGACCAACGCCCCUACACUAAAUUUCGAACGGAGUCUAAAUAUCCGAACUCAAAAGAUGUAUAAUUCAUUUUUGUAGAAUUGUCACAUGUCUAGCGGAGAUAUUAAUUAGUCUAUUACACUUGUGAGUCGUAAUCAAAGAUUUUUACGCCAAGGAUUAAUACAUUACACCUGGAAUAUAAUAUACUUAUUUGUAUAACGAGGAAAUUAAAAUUUCUUCCUGUAUAAAGGGAAAGUUAUUAGAGGGAAAUUAACCUGAGAACUUCAUCAUUUAAAUUUGGAUUCCACGUGUUUUUGAAACUGACAUCAUGUUUACAUCAAAGAUUCAAUCAAUAUUUUGGACCGCUGUGUUAUUGAUAUUAAUAAUGGUUUUCACGGGUACUGUCAAAGGUCAGUCAGAUCACGCAUUCCAGGGAAGAAUAAACAUCACUUCAGUAACAUGGAACAGCAACCUGUCAAUAAGGGACAGCCAGGAGUUCAAGAAUCUGUCAACAAAGCUGGUGCAAAUAAUCACUUGUGCAUUUGAUAAUAACGCAACAGGCUUACUAGACAAAACUGAUAUUGAGAACUUUACGGAAGAUGGCGGAGUCAUAGCAACCUUUCGGUUAGAACUAACUACAGUUAAAAACACCUCUGAAAUCUUCGACAUAAUGAAGAAAGUUACAGGAAACUGUACGGAAUUAGGCGACUUAACAACCAGUAGCUUAACUAUCCAAGCUGUCAAAACAAUUGAACAACCUCCUGGAACAAGUUCCCCAAGUAUAGGCUCUAAAACUACAACCUUAGGACCAUCCAGUAUGGUUAUAGCACCAACAAUAACAGCACAACCUGAUAUAACGUCAUCUAUAACGUCACCCAAAGAUGUGUCUAGCACUAUUUCACCUUCAUCUCCGCACCAACCUAUAUCGAGUGAUCACGUUUUAGUUUCUACACAACCACUUCUACAUGAAAGUUCUGCAGCAGUCCAAACAGCAGCUCUUAGUUCACACCAAAUUAUUGUUACGACAUUAAAUGUCAUAGAAACAGCAAGUUUAGGCAGCAGUAAUUCACCGGAAGUCAAAAGGGGCACACGAAUGGACUAUUCCACAAUUGAUAUGUCACCAAUAGCAGUGGUAUCAUCUGGUCACCUGGUUGCCGGCCUGUAUGAUAAUAUAACAUCGACAGAAGCUGGUUACUGGUCACAACAACAUUCCGAAGAAAUUAAUCCAACUACCAAUCACAUAUUUUACACAUCGUUUGCGUUAAACUCAGAUUCACAGUUUCUGUCAGUUAAACCGGAAUCAUUUUUAAAAACUUUGGACAUGUCAGAAGCGUCUGAUGCUGGAAAAGGAACAUUGAUGUCGAUCUCAUCCAACUUUGUUGGUAUUAACACGAAUCCUACACGUGCAAUAUCAUUGGAAGUUACUAAAACUUUUGACAGUGCUCUUCUUCUAAACACUGAAACUUUGAACUCUCUCGACAUAACUUCAUCAACAGCUUCUAAUAACUAUCAACUUUCUUCUAUUUCAAUUCCACCAGCACUUUCGGUUUCUAAAUCUGUAGAAAUGUCUAAUAUUCAGGGUGAAUCGUCAGUGACAAAGAGUGCCGAAUCAGUAACAUUCCCACAGCAAAUUCUAACGAAUAAUUCAUUGUUCAUUGGGCAACCGAACUUCGACAACCAAUCUAAAAUAUCACAGUUAUCACGCAUAAACGUUCAAACAUCGACGUUCAAUUCAGUUAUUCCUCAGUCAUCCGAAAUUAUUAUGGAAUCGUCUGUUUUAUCACAUGAUUUUCCUGAAGCAGAAAAGGCUCAGUUAUUACAAGAUAUGAAUGUUGAAAAUUCUACACAAAAUGUGAACUCCGAGACGUUACAUAGAAGUUCAAGUGUGAUGUAUGCUUCUAGUUCACGGUUAGUUUCUGAGUUAAGCGAAUCUGAAUUAAUAUACACUAAAAGCUUAUCAUUUGGAAUGCAAGACUCAUCCAAGGCUUUACAACCAUCUUUAGAACGGCCAUCGACGGAAACAAAAUCAACAUUGGUACUCCCGUCGAUAUCUUCUGCUUUGGAUUUACUAGAAACGUCCUUUAGAACAGAAUUAUCACAAAGAUUGGUAGCCACUCAUACCGAUAAAGCUACAGCAACAAGUUCUCUUGGCGGGGUCUUGUCAUCCUACACGUCAGACGACUUUGGCACCGCAGCAAAUUUGGCUGGUACAUCUGAUCAAAUAAAUGCUGGCAAAACAACGACGACCCCGUUAGAUGAAGGUAUAACUAGAAAUCCACAAAGUUUAAGUUCAUUUGCAGGGGAAUCAUUUUCAUCUGGUUCUAAAUAUGGACAAUCUGACGCGGUGCCUACAAUAAGCCCGUUAAUAAGCCCAAUCAUGUCAACUAAAACACUGUCUGUUUCUGAAUCAGGCUUAGCUGAAUCCAGUAUACCAUCGAUUAAGACUUACAUUAAAGAAACAACCAGUUCUAACUUGUUGUCUGAAAGCCAAAUUGUAUCUACAGUACCAUUAAAACGGGAAGCAUCAUAUAGUUCAUUAUCGGGAACAAGUAAUUCGCAAAUGGAACUUUCUAAGGAAGUAACUCGGCCUUCCGUUACAUUAGUUAAAAAAUCAAACGCGUAUGCCACGAAUACAGAUGAUGAUAUUAUUAUAUCAGACACUUUAUUGCCACAAUCUUUACCAACAGCAGAAUCGGAGAUCUAUUCAACAACUCUGUCGUUGUCUAUUAGACCUUCAUUGCUGAGGACUGUGGCAACGUCAGUUGAAAAGAUACAAUUAACUGACAAUACAGAGUUCGUAAAACCAUCAGUAACUGAGUCAGGACAAUUUUCAACCAGUUUGUAUGAAAACAUGAUAGCACCCUCUGAUACGAACUUAAAGGAAAGAAAGGCCAGUUCUAUUUAUGUGGCGAUUACCGAUUCAGUGCAACCAUCAUUGCAGUUAAGCGACAGUUUACUGGCUGCAUCAGCUACACCAGGUAUGUCAAUGACUAUUAAUCCUGGAGUAAUUAGAACUCCAGAAGGAGUAAGGAAUGCUGAAAUGUACUCUUCAUAUCUGCAUGAUGAAUCACUGAAGUCAGUUAAUAAAGUUACUGAAAUGCAUGAAUUGUCUAGUCUUGAAGUAAAUUUUAUAACCAAUGCAAGUAAUAAACAUACAGCAACAUCAUUAUCUAGACAGCAUGAGUCGUCUACAUCCUCCCCUGAACUUCCCUUAGUUCAUUCACUUUCAUCGACGUUGAGUUCCACAGGCGGAAAACAAAUCCACCCUGAAUCACUCCUUCCUGUUGAUGAAACAUUGGUACAUACUCCAUUGGAAUUUCCUUUAAGUUCCAAAUUUUUAACUCAAAAUGAUAUUGCAGAUUUAGUACAGGCAACCAAAUCGAUUACAUUGGACAACAGUCAUUCGUCUAUGGGUGCUGCAACAUUUGCAUUUACGUCAAGUUUUUAUUUGUCAAGUGAACAUUUAUCAGUUGUGAACACAGAUUCCCCUACUAAUCAAGGUAGUGGAACUUUGAAUAUUAAUUUACUUCGAACAGUUUCUAGUCAUUCGCUAUCCCCACGCAUUUCAUCAUCAAUAAAGGCUACACCUUUGACUCCGUCAUUAUCAACAGACAUUCUAACGCUAUCGGAUAAAUCUAUUUUGUUGUCUUCAACAGAGAAAUCUCCAUCACAGACAGCACAAUCUCAAUCAGAAGAAACAGAAAGGCCUGUUCCAUUGGACAUCUUGAAUUCUAUACUUUCGAAACAGACACAUCCAACACCGGACACAAUUUCGAUCACAUCGGUGAUACAGCCACCAAGCACAUUUGAUAUGGACACAGAAUCUAUAAUAUUUGAACCAGUUGACGAUUUUAGUAGUAUAAGUCCAUCUGCGUCAUUGGCGACAUCAACACAAACAAAAAGUUCACCAGUUUCACACGGGCAGACAAAGUCAGAUAUUUCUUUUUCUAUCGUAUUGGAGGACUUGUCAUCCGUAGGUCAAACAAAACAAACAAUAUCAUCCACAACUUCGCAGUUGAGGCUCGAGUCGACACCUUCUUCAACUGUAUUGGAGUAUCUAAGAACGACUAGGACAGAACAAUCCAUUCAAAAUUUGGAACAAGCAUACCAACUUUCCGAACGAUCAUAUCAGCAUUCCGAACAAUCAUUCCAAAGGUCGACUAAACUCACAAUUUAUUCUUCAUCUGUGGAAACUCAAACAUCAGAUACUAUAUAUCCAGCUAAAAUGACGUCAUCAGUAUCAUUAUCAAUACCAACAGAGUCAAUGGAUGAUUCGUUUGUCGAUUAUGAGUAUAUUACUUCGUCAUAUGCAGAGACAGUUUCUCUUCCGGAAUCUUCAUUCUUUACUAGUUUGUCAGCUAGCUCUGUGUUGCUAUUAGAUCCCGACGUCACUUCCAGUUCAGAAUUUCAGCCACUUCCUAUGCCUUUACUCACAACGCCACCUAUUCUUUCAACCUCUACGCUAGAUGUUGUAUCUUCUCAGAUCCUUUCUUUACCUCUAGCACUAUCUGACUCAUCUUCGUCCCUCUCUGUUCCUGAACCAUCCACUUCGGCUCCAGUUCAGCCAAUGUCAUCUGCAGCUCCAGUCCAACCGACGUCAUCUGAGGCUCCUGUUAAGCCGAUGUCAUCUGCACCUACAGUACAACCGACGUCAUCUGAGGCUCCAGUUCAGCCAAUGUCAUCGUCAGCUCCACUACAGCCGACGUCAUCGUCAGCUCUGGUUCUGCCAAUGUCAUCUGCACCUACAGUACAGCCGAUGUCAUCGUCAGCUCCGGUUCAGUCGACGUCAUCGUCAGCUCCGGUUCAGCCAAUGUCAUCUGCAGCUCCAGUACAGCCGACGUCAUCGUCAGCUUCGAUACAGCCAAUGUCAUCGUCAGCUCCAGUUCAGCCAAUGUCAUCGUCUGCUCCGGUUCAGCCAAUGUCAUCUGCAGCUCCAGUACAGCCGACGUCAUCUGAGGCUCUAGUACAACCGACGUCAUCUGCAGCUCCGGUUCAGCCAAUGUCAUCGUCAGCUCCGGUUCAGCCAAUGUCAUCGUCAGCUCCGGUUACGCCAAUGUCAUCUGCAGCUCCAAUACAGCCGAUGUCAUCUGAGGCUGAGGUUCAGUCAAUGUCAUCUGCAGCUCCAGUCCAACCGACAUCAUCUGCAGUUGCAGUUCAGUCGACUACAUCUGCAGAUCUAGUCCAGCUGACAUCAUCUGCAGCUCCAGUUGAACAAACAUCUUCUGCAGCUCAAGUUCAGCCGACAUCAUCUGUAGGUCCAGUUCAGAUAACGUCAUCUGUAGUCCCAAGUGAACCAUCGUCAUCUGUAGUUCCGGUUCAACAGACAUCAUCUGCGCAUCUGGUUCAACCAACGUCAUCUGCAUCUGUAGUUCAUCCAACGUCAUCUGAAUCUCCUGAUCAGCAAACGUCCUCUGUAACUCAAAUUCAGCCGACGUCAUCUGCAGCUCAAGUUCAGCCAACUUCAUCUAUAGCUCCUGUUCAGCCAAUGUCAUCGGAAGCACCUGGUCAGUCGACCUCAUCGGCAGCUUUAGUGCAACCAACUUCAUCUGUAGCUACAGUUCAACCAACAUCAUCUGAAGAUCCUAUUCAUCCAACGUCAUCUGAUAUUCAUGUGCAACCAAUGUCAUCUGCAGCUCCAGUGCAGCCAACGUCAUCGACAGUUCCAGUUCAAGCAACGUCAUCGGUAGACCUUGUUCAGCCAACGUCAUCGGCAGCUUCAGUUCGUCCAACAUCAUCUAAAGCCCCCGUUCAGCAAACGUCAUCUGGAGCCGUUGUUCAGCGAACUUCAUCUGUAGACCUUGUUAAGCCAACGUCAUCGGCAAUUCCAGUUCAGCCAUCGUCAUCUGCAGCUCCAGUUCAGUUUACUUCAUCUGCAGCUCCUAUUCAGCCAUCUGCUUCUGAAACCCCUGUGCAGGAAACAUCAAGUGCUGCCCCCGUUCAUCUUACAUCUACUGAACCUUCUAUUCAGUCAUCCACUGAAGUUCAUGUACAGCCGUCGCCUUCUGACGCACAUGUCCAAACAACGACUUCCAAAGCACAUGUGCAGCCAUCAUCUACGGAAGCUCAUGUACAGCCAUCGUUUACUGGAUCACAUGUACUGUCGACAACUGAAGUCCAUGUACAACAAUCGUCUUCCCAAGCUCCAGUUCAGCCAAAGUCUACCGACGUUUCUGUACAACAAACGUCAACUGAGCCUCCUGUACAGCCUUCAUCCACUGAGACUCCAAUUCACCUUUCAACAAAUGAGGCUCAUGUUCAACCAAGCACUACUGAAGCUCCUGUACAGUUAUCAUCUUCUGAAGCCCCAGUACAACACACUUCAAGUACGGUUACAUCUACGGAAGGCCUUGUGCAGCCAACUACUUCCGGUGUAGUUCAAGAAACAUCAAUAGGCUUUGAAUCGCAAACUUCAGUGGUUCUUCUAUUGUCAACUGGGGAACCAGUUCAACCAUCGUCUGUAUCACCAGUUUCAUCAACUGCAAGUCUAGUUCAUCCAUCAUCAACUCAAUCCUUGACAUCAGAGGCUCAGGUUCAACCAACAUCUGCUUCAUCAGUGCCUUCAACUGAUUCUCAAAUGCAGCCUUCGUCUUCAGGUCUUUUAAUGUCAUCUAUGGCUCCAACUCCGUCAUCAUCAUCUGCAGGACCUGCGAUGACGACCGAAUUCCCAGUGCAACCGUCAUCUGCAGCACCUGUAAUAUCAACCGAAGCACCAACUCAGUCAUCAUCAUCCGUUUAUACUAUGUCGACCCCAGCCCUAGUUCAGUCAUCAUCAACGGCUCCUGUCGCAUCAACUGAGAAAGCAGCUGAGUCUUCGUCGUCACUGCAUUUGAUGUCUACUCAAACUCCUAUUCAACCGUCAUCUACACCAGCCGUCAAAUCAUCAGAGGCAUCAGUUCAGCAAUCAUCAUCAGUACCUGAUAUGUCGACUGAUAUCCAUAUUCAGUCGUCAUCAGCGGCACUCGUCACAUCAACUGAGGUACCAGUUCAACAAUCGUCGUCUUUACCUGUGACAUCAUCUCAAAUUAUAGUUCAGCCGUCAUCUGCAACGUUUGUCACAUCAACAGAGGCACCCGUUCAGUCAUCAUCAACUCCUGCUACGUCAACUCAAGCUCAUGUUCAGUCAUCGUCUGUAGCACCCGUCACAUCAACUGGAGAAAUGGUUCAGCCGUCAUCGACCGCAGAUGUGACGUCAUCACAAGUCUCAGUUGAACACUCGUCUGCAUCACCUGUCAUAUCAACUCAGGCCCCAAUGCAGUCGUCAUCGUCCACCCCCGUAACGUCAACUGAAAUUUUAGUUCAACCGUCAACUUCAUUACCUGUCGCAUCAACUCAGGCCCCAGUUCAGACGUCAUCCUCAGUAUCCGAAGUUUCAACACAGGUUGAAGUUCAGCCAUCGUCAUCGGCCUUUGUGUCAUCAACUCAGGCCACAACUCAAUCAUCAUCGUCAACUGCGAUGACAUCAUCUGAAGCUCCGAUUCAACCAACAUCUUCAGCACCUGUCACAACGUCUGAAGCAGUUAAAUCAUCAUCUGAAAAAGUUGUAGCAUCCACGGAGAGCCAAAUUCAGUCAUCAUCAUCAGAUGAUGUUACGUCAACAGAGACCCCAAUGCAAACAUCCACUCCUAUUCUUGUGACAUCAACAACAGCUCCAUCAACGUCAUCUGUUGUACAAAUUAUAAGUAGUUCUACAGAUGUACCAGCUGUUUCCUCAUCAGAGGCAGUAACAUCUAGUAUAGCUCCAACUACAACUAUUACAAUGACGCCUUCAGAAGUUCCUACGACAACAAAGAAGCCUUCAACAGAAGCGCCUGUUACAGAAGCGUCAACAACGCAAUCAAGUACAACAGAAACAACAUCUACCACGACUACAACAUCUGUAGCAUCAACAACAACACCGGAAGUAUCAACAACAAGCGAUGCAUCAACAACAACUCAAGCAUCAAAAACAACAACACAAGCAUCGACAACGCCGGCAGUUCAAACAACACCACCACUACCGGUAAUUACAUACCAGAUUGAUGGUUCGUUGAGAAUAACAGGCGGAGAAAGCUGGAGUGACGCACUUGCAGACAAAAACUCACCAGAAUAUAAUACCUUGGAUCAAACAUUGAGGAAGAUGUUGAAGGAGGUUUAUGGUUCUGGUGAAUUUGGAAAUAGAUUCUACAGUGUCGGACAUAUAACGUUCAGCCAAGGAAGUAUAAUUGCAUCUUUCAAACUGAAUUACACUGGAAGUGGAGCUAUCAAUAUGACAACGCUGAACGACCACGUGACAAGUAAAGUAGACAGUGGAAGUUUCGGAACCUUGAUUGUAGACAAGGCAGCAGUAAGACAUUCCAUUGGUAUUCAACCAACAACACCGACGCCACCAACAACACCGGCACCGUCGACAACACAAUCGAUCCAAGCUUCAACAGAAAAGUCAUCAGAAAAGUCAGAACUUCCACUUCCGCCAUGGGGUAUUGCUGUUAUUGUCUGUGGAGCACUUGUUUUAAUUUUCCUUCUUACAAUGAUUGCAAUUCUGUGCACACGGAGACAGACGAGGAUGAUGAAAUAUCGUAUGUCAGAUGAUAUGGAUCCAGAUGAUAUCGGAUAUCGUCGUAGCUGGGGCAAUGGAGAAACGAACCAUGCCUAUGAUAAUAAACAAGAGACGAUGGCAGUUAAUGAAGAAAUGAAACAUCCGGUGCCAUUUUUUGAUAUAGAAAAUAGUGAAACAAAAGAAUUAGACCCAGAAUAUAAUUACAAUUUAGAGGAUUCUCCAAACAAUGGAUACUCAAGAUUUCCAAGCAACGGCAACGCGAAUUCUCUUCCACGUGACUAUAUGAAAACAUUUUAUGAUAAAAACACUGCCACAUGGGAAACUCAUUUGUAGUAAAGCAUUUUAUGAUAGGAUAAUAAUCAAAUUUGAGAUACGUUGAUUGAAUUAAACGUGUGUGAAACAACGAAGAGUAGGCCUGUAUAGACAGUGUUAUUGACAAUGAACAACUGCAUGGUACUUGUUCGGUUUAUGCCAUCUAAUGGCCUUACCGAGACUUACCGAGUAUAUGAUUUGGAAUAAAAAGACGAAAUAGUUUAUUUUGUGACUUAGUCACAAAGGAUAGUGGUCACUAAAUGCAACGUUAGGAAAGACUAUUGGAAUCAAAUCCAAAAUUCUAGGCGUGCUCAACUUUUGUAUUUAUUAUUGAAAUGUGUAUCAUGAAUUAUGUAUAUAUUAAGUUGUAAAAAUUAGUUGGGAAAUUAGGUUUUGAAUCACAGUAAAAACCCAUAAUAAUUUCAAAUACACCAGUAACAAUUCAAGAACAAAUACAAAUGUCCGAAAUGAUUUACAUUCGUAUUAAGCAUUCAUAAUUUAAGUUUUUUUAUAACCCGGGCAUACAUAUUUUAAAGCUUAUAUCAGUAAAAAUACUAUUGAACUAUUUUAUACUGAUCUGAUAAAAGUAAAACAUUUUUAUUGUUACUGGUUACAGACUCGGAUUUCGAAAACAAAAACACAGAAAGAAUAUGCCAUUGUGUAAAAUAGUAAUUAUUUUUUGAAAUAUACUAUAUGUUGUCCAAAUGGUGCUUAAUAUAGGAUUUUGUAACUUUUAUUAGCAUUCGCUUUUGACAAUUCUGAAUAGAUUUCUUUCGAUAAGUAGAUGAAUUUGAUAAAGUGCAACUUUUAUUCCAGGAUGAAUAUGUUUUGAAAUGAAACCAUUGUUAAACCUUGGUGUAAACUAAAUUUUUAAAAUAUUAGCUACGGGUAUAAAUGCCUAUGGUGGGGAUAGUGUAAAAUUGAAUUGGUAAACCUUUUUUAAGGAUUUCACAUAAACCGACAUGAAAAGUGCAUAUAAUGGGUUUCAAUUCCUGAUCACAACGUAUUUAUAAUGAAGAUUAUCUGAUAACCUCCAAAAAUAUUCAUUGUUUAUUUUGAUAAUUGUACAUCAAUAUAACUUUGAUUAUCAAAAUUAACAAUACAUUCCCUCAGAGAAGAAAGGUUAUGUUGACUAUAUACGAAUAAAACAUAGUCACAUGACCGAGGAGCCUUUGGGUACCACCUUAACUAACGUUCAUAUCAUUCUGUGGAAACUCAAUUUAGUUAAAUAUAUUGUUGAUUUGUGCACAUAUAUUAUUUGUUGAUAUAUUUAUACAUUUUUAUUUUUACAUUUAUAACAUAUUUGUGAUUGUUGUUUUGUCUGGUUUACAUGUACACCUUAUGCUAGCAGAUUAACUUUUGUGAUGGAAAUACAUGCUAAGAUAGUGUCUUUUCAAAGCUCUAUAUUUUGAUUGAUGUGUUGGUUAUCAAAUUAAAGUAAGCUGUAAAAAAUGUCAAAUUAUAAUAGUAAUUAAUUGGGAAUCCCUGACACAGUAGAAGAAAUUAGUGAAAAUAAUCCUUAUUAGUUAAUAAACACCAAUUUCUUUCUAUAUAAGCUGUUUCGGAUUUAUCACUUCAACCAAAAUUGAAAUUCUCCGACUUUCGUAAACAUUUUGGGAAGUUCGAUAUUGUCAACGGAAAAACACGACAAUUUUCAAGGCAUGAUUUCAAAGUAUGUAAACUGUAGUAAAAUUGCAAUAAAUGAUGAACCAAUCAAUUAGGACUGGUGAAUUCUUAUCUGUAAAAGAAUUGUGAUCAAAAACAUUCCAUGAAAAAUUGAAAUAUUCCAAUAAAUUAUAUAUUUAUAUAUUUUUGUACUUCUUAGACCUGUUAGAUGAUUUGUUUAUAACUUUCUUCUUGUUUCUUAUUUUGUAAAUAAAUAAUAUACUAAAUAAAAGGGAGGGUCUGUCUAAUUAUUGAUUGUUAUUUUCUAGUUUUUGUUUUAAAAUCAAACAGAUGUGAUGGCAUUAUAAUAAAGAUGCAAUUUGACAGGGCAUUGCUUAAAAGUUAGGUAUUUGAAUCGUGUUGUACAAAAGAAAAGAUUUAUUGUAAACUACGAUUGGUUAACAACGCCCUAAAUACAACGAAUAUCCGACAUAUGGCGUCACCUGAUGCUUCUAUUUGCGGUGUAAGAUCAAUGCAAUUAACCGUCAUUCUGUUGAAUCUUAAUUGACGAAUUACAUAAACUUAUGCAUGGAUAAUACAUUAAGUAAUAAAAAUGGUGUAUAUUUUCUUUAAUAUGCAAACUAAAAACAACAGUCAGUUUAUUCGUUUAAUCAGCUCAUAAGUUUACUAAUGUGCAAAUUUUAGGGUGUGCUGCUUAAUAUCGUAAAGUUAUCGGAAAAAAUCUCAAGUUUAUAUAAAUUCUAAGGGUAAUAAUUGUUUUUACGUCUCAGUUUACUUUAUUGCGCCGGUGUAUUGAUUUGCAUUAUGCUAUCUAGCCAGUUAAUUUAUUCGUUAUAAAAAAUAAAUAAAUUGUCAUAAAUGUUUAUAAACGUUUCACUUUGUCUCAGAUAUUUGUGAUGAUCGAGUAUAUUAAUGCAUGAUGCGAAAACGACUGUACACUAGUCAUAGUUACCCUCUGUCGCACAGUAUGAGUUUUGCUAUUAGUACCCAUUGUCCGUAAUGAUUUAAAGGGUAUUCAACAUAAAGUGAACCUCAAUGGAGAAUAUAUCAUUCACUAAUGGACAUAAUUUUUACCUUUAUUUUAGAAUAAAUGGCAUACAAACAAUCACAUGUGCUGAUCUCUAACUUAAUACCAACCUCUCAACGGUAUUUUUCAACGCAAUGUAAGGUAAAACAAUUAUUGUUUUAUUUUGUCUCAACAUUUUUUAAAGUAUUUGAUCUGAACUGUCAUAAGUGAAGUUAUAAGUAAAUGUCUCACAUGAUGUACAUGUUGUCAGUAAUAUUUAAAGUAGUAGACCCAGGUUGAGGGAAUCAACUCUUUAAAAUCAGUUAUGCGUUUUACAAGUCGGUCCCUUCAAUGCUUUUAACAAAAUUAAAAUAAUCUGCGUUACUUAGAAGUUUACAAUAAAAUGGCACAAAGAUACCAGUUACCUUGGCCUUGGUCUACUAUAAAUUUCUUAAUAAAAUUAGUCAAUCAAUGUUUAUUGAAUACUAAUCAAAAUAACAAAUUUGUAUAAAACUGCUAAAUGCUCAAUGCCAAAAUAAUUAUUUUGAUAACUGUUAAUGAUAUGUUUGUAAUGAAGUAUUAAUUUUAUUAAAAGUUAGUUAAAUGGAAAUAUACUUGGACAUUAUUUUUAUUGUUGCUUAUCAAUUAACUAAGGAAUUUUCUUUUAUAUAUAUUAAUAUUGUAAUAUGUUAGGAAAAUGAAUAUUAAGAGAAAACAUAUUAUCAAUUUCCAUAUCUGUCGCUGGUAGAGUAAUUGUUCAUUAUUUAUAUUUUGGUAGGUUAAAUUUACAUUAAUAUAUGCAUAUAUAUUAUAUGUGUGUGUAUCUAUGCAAUACAAUUGAUAACAUACGAUAUUAUUAGUGAUGUGUGUAUGUAUGUGUAUGAAUACAAUCGUGAAAGUAUACAUUAAUCAGUAAGACAUUCAAAAAAGAUAAUAUAAAAACGGCGGAUUUAUAGUUCCUUCUCGUGAAGAGACACACUGGCAUUAUAUUGGAGUUCGGUAUUGGGUCUUGAUGUUUAUAUUUUAAUCAUGAUUAGUAUUUAUAGUUAUUUGAUAUUUAUAAGGAUUCAGUGGCAAAGCAAAUUAAGCGGAAAACGUUUUAACUCUUGACCGGAAGAUCUACCAUAGUUGAAAUGACUGCUUCACUAUGUUAAGAAGAGGCAUAUGAAAUUUUAAGUUAUCGCGGUAUAGCAUCAAUUCCAUUAAAAUAUCACGUGAUGUUUGAUACGCCCAUUGUUAAACUAGUUAAUGUCAUGGUGGUUAUUUUACGUAAAUAAGAGUUACCGGUCUUGAUAACAAUUUCACCAAAUACCAUACACAUUUUCUAGUUCACACUAAGGGUCCUUAGCGAAGUAUUUUUCUUUAAAAUAAGAAUGAAUGGCAAUUUAUUUUAAUUGAUAUCAUAUUUACCAAUUUCAUCCGUAACAGUGACACGAUAUGUUCACGUGAUGUACCUGCUUAUGUUUUCUAUACUCUGAUUAUAUAUAUAUUGUAUACGUGAGUAUGUUUAUAUGAUAUGUGUAAAUGUAUGUAUAUAAAUGGUAUAAUUGCUUAGUAUAAAUGUAGUUACGGAGUGUAAGCAUUGUGUAAGAUUAUAUAUAUUGAAUAUACAUUUUUACAAAACGAA